AUGCCACGUAAAAGUUCAGAAAAAUUCAUUCAUUAUUAUAAAACCAGUAAUGGCAUGUCAAAUCCCUUUGCUAAUAAUGACAAUCAUAUUAAUACAAACAAGAGAAAAAAAAUUAAACAUAACAAAGAUUAUAAUUUAAAUUCAACAAAUCCUGUAAUUAAUUCUUUUGAAACUCAAUUGAAUUUAGAUAGAUUUAUCCCAAUGGCUACUUCAAAAAAUGCAUAUCGUUCCAAUUCACCAAAAUUGAAAAAUAUUAUUAAUGAUUUUGCUAGUGUUAAUAUGAAUACUAAUGACGACUUGGGAGCAAAUGAUAAUAGAUUAAAUGAAGAAAUUGAUAGUAAUAAUUUUACGACGUUAUUUACAAACUCUACAAGUUUUUUCUCAAAUUUAAGAUAUUCUGGAUUUUAUGAUCCAAUUACAAGUAAUAAUAGAACACCAGUUUCUUCAUUAACUAUGCCACAUUCAAGUACUCCGAUAAAAGAUAAUAAUUCAAUUUCUUUAGACGAUAGUCAAUACAAAGAUAAAAUUGCAAAUUCUUUAGGAUUCAUUAAGCAAAAUCGUGUUUUAAAUUUUAAUUCUUCAUAUUCUUAUAAUAAUUCUUCUUAUUCUAAUAAUAAUUCGCCAAAAGACAAUUCCACUAUAUUUAGAAAAGAUAAAAAAAGACCCACCUAUCCUAUGGAUAUAUUUGAUCCAUUUUUAUAUAACUUUCCAAAUAAGUUUAAUGAUUCAAAUGAUAUAGAUAAAAACAAUACUAAAAAUAUUAAUCAACGACCAACAAAUAGAAUAAAAAGUCAUAUCCCAUAUAGAGUUCUUGAUGCUCCAAAUUUAAGAAAUGAUUUUUACUCAAACUUAAUAUCAUGGUCAAUCACCACAAAUAAUAUCAUUGUUGCUUUAGGUUACUCUGUUUAUAUUUGGUCAGAUAAAAUUGGCGCUAUACCAAUCUUAAAUAAUGAAUAUUUAAGUACCAAAAAUGAUAUCAUUUGCUCCAUCUCAUCCUGUCCAUUUAAUGAUUUAGUUCUUGUGGGCACUAAAAAAGGGAAACUCUUAUUGUUUAAUCAGACUAUUUCUAUUGAAAGACAAAAAAUACCGAAUAAUAAUGUAUCUAAACAAAUUCCACUUUUUGAAUAUCAAAGUAAUAAUUUUAAGGGUAUUGGAUGUAUUAAAUGGUUUAAAGAAGAUACCAAGGAUAUAAAUAAGAUUAAAUUUAUUAUUGGUGAAGAAAAUGGCGAUGUUACAUUUUUAAAUAUUAUUGAAAUUCCUCCAAAAAAAUUAUAUUCCAAGAAUAAAUAUGAUUCUUCGAAAAUAUAUUCUAAAAGAAUUCCAAGUAACUCUAAAACUAAUUAUUAUAAUAUAGGAAGAACAAGAAAAGGUUCUACUACCACAACAAAUCUUUUUGAUUUGUAUACUAGCACACGCAAUAAUGCAAUUGCUUCAAAUAUAAAUAUAAAUGAUGAUACAGGAUCAAAUAGCAUGUUUAUCUUUAAUGAUUUGAGAAAUUCAGUUAGAAGUAAUAGCCAAACAUCUAAUACAAACUCAAAUAAUUCAAAUAUAAAUUCAGUAAAUUCAAAUAAUAAAAAGAAUUUGAGAAUUCCAGCAAUAACUAAAUAUGUUAGCGAUAUUGAAGAUGAGAGAUUGGGGAAAGAUGGAAUUUUUGGUCCAAUGUUUGAAAAUAAUAGUGAUUAUGAGACAUAUACAGAUAUUAGCACUGAGCUUGAUUUUGAGUCCAAUGAUACUUACUCUAAAUGGGAAAUUGUUCACAUUUCAAGUUUUCAAGCACAAACACAACAAAUUUGCGGUAUUUCAAUCAACGAAGAUUGUAAUUUGCUUGCUGUUGGAGGAAAUGAUAACUCUUGUACUUUGUGGGAUAUCACAGCAACGGAAAAUCCUAUUCUGAAUUAUACAUUUCCACAUACUGCAGCAGUCAAAGCAGUAUCUUUCUGUCCAUGGUCAAAAUCAUUACUUGCUACAGGUGGUGGAAGUAAAGAUCGUAAAAUAAAAUUUUGGCACACUACAACGGGCACUCUAAUAAAAGAAGUUUCAACUAAAGGACAAAUCACAUCACUCAUUUGGUCAACAAGAUAUAAACAAUUGGUUGCGACAUUUGGAUUUGGAGAUAUCGAGAAACCUAUUUUGGCAACACUGUAUUCAUUUCCAAGUUUAAACCCUUUAAUGCAAGUAACUUCACCAACGCCUAUUCGUGCGCUCUGUGCAGUAACAUCUCCAAAUGAUUCCUCUAUUUGUGUUGCAACAAAUGAUGAAACUAUUCGUUUUUAUGAUUUAUGGAGUGAGAAAGAAGAUAUUAUUAAUGAAGCAAAUGAACCUGGGUUGUUUGGGUCCAAUUUGAUCGAGCAUAUGGAGGGAAUAAAUGUAAAGCGAGAAGAAUUUAUUAGAUAA
Messenger RNA from Henningerozyma blattae CBS 6284, 2394 nucleotides. It is a transcript of the gene AMA1, whose product is annotated as Ama1p. NCBI's taxonomy places the organism in Eukaryota, Fungi, Ascomycota, Saccharomycetes, Saccharomycetales, Saccharomycetaceae. Bases 1 to 2394 code for a protein of 797 amino acids. Gene Ontology annotation, molecular function: protein binding; ubiquitin ligase activator activity; anaphase-promoting complex binding. Gene Ontology annotation, cellular component: anaphase-promoting complex. The record is from RefSeq and is a predicted model, not a curated record. Gene Ontology annotation, biological process: positive regulation of anaphase-promoting complex-dependent catabolic process; anaphase-promoting complex-dependent catabolic process; positive regulation of ubiquitin protein ligase activity. The transcript is spliced from 2 exons.